Messenger RNA from Alligator mississippiensis (American alligator), 1062 nucleotides. Its product is annotated as major histocompatibility complex class I-related gene protein-like. Lineage: Eukaryota; Metazoa; Chordata; Crocodylia; Alligatoridae. The transcript has 4 exons. Gene Ontology annotation, biological process: immune response. Gene Ontology annotation, cellular component: external side of plasma membrane. The record is from RefSeq and is a predicted model, not a curated record. The coding region runs from base 1 to 1062 and encodes 353 amino acids.
AUGGCAGGUGGCGCCUGGUCCACGCCCUGCUCCAGGCGGCUGGUCCCCGCGCGAGCCCCGUCCACGUCCCCGUCUGGCCGUGCCGUCGAGCGGCCCCAGAAGGCGUUGCGUGUCUGCCGGGCCCAUUGCCCCGAGCAGCAGGAAGGCUGGAGCCGGGCGCAGGGGAAGCAGGGCGACCCGGGCGCUGUCGGCGUCCUGCUGCUGCCGGGACUGGAAAUGGGGGGCUCCCACUUCUACCAUCAUUUCUACACGGGGAUGUCGAAUCCCAGCACGGACGUGUCCCGUUUCACUGCCGUGGGCUACGUGGACGACCAGCAAAUUCUCCACUACGACAGCGAGACGCGGAGACAGGAGCCGUGCAGGGACUGGGUGCAGGGGGCCGUCGAUCCAGACUUCUGGGACGGGGAAACUGUGACCUUGCGGGGCUGGCAGAGGGGAUUUGCCGCGAACUUGGUCACCCUGCAGCACCACUACAACCAGAGCAGGGGGUCUCGCCCUCUCCAGCUCACGUACGGCUGUGAGCUCCACGAAGGCCACAGCACUGGAGGCCACAUGCAGUUUGGCUACGACGGGGGAGACUUCAUCAGCUAUGACCCAUGCACGCACACCUGGGUAGCAGGGACAACGCAGGCCCAGUGCACCCAAUACAAGUGGAAUGAGGCUAAGGCCAUGCUGCAGAGUGCAAGAGCCUACCUGGAGGAGACCUGCAUCGCGUGGCUGUGGCAGUACCUGCAGCACGGGGAGGCAGCGCUGCAGAGCAAGCGCCCCGUGGCACAGAUGAGCGACCGUCCGUCAUCACGGGAUGGACGCACCACCCUGUCCUGCCGGGUCCACAGCUUCUACCCCAAGGACGUGGCUGUCAUCUGGCUGCAGAACGGGGAGGCACAGCCCCAGGAGACGAGCUGCUCGGGGGUCCUUCCCAGUGGAGACGGGACCUACCAGACCUGGACCACCAUCGAGAUCGACUCGAGCAGCAACCACAGCUACACCUGCAGCGUGGAGCACGUGAGCCUGGGUGCAGCCCUGAGAGUGGCCUGGGACAAGGGCAGGACGGGUGAGUGA